UGCGGCGGUUGGUAUCGCGCAGGCCGAGCUGUGUCGCGCGCGGCGGCGAUUGUGCGUGGAUCGCGGACUGCAGACAGCGGCGCCGGCGGCUCUCCUGCUCUAAACCUCUCCUGUUCACCCCCUUCUCCCUCCCCCCCUCUCCUUUACCCCUUGCCCUUCCCUCCCUUUUACCUCUCCUUAAGCCUCCCUUGAUUCCACCGUCCUCUCUCACCCCCCUCUCCCCAUUCCCGAAGGGAAGCGGACUAUUGUUCCUAUCGAUCUACUGAUUUAUCUCCUUUUCCUCCAUCAAUCGGGGAGGACGCUGGUUCCUCUAUUUGCCCCCAACCUUCUUUGUCUGGGUCCGCCGUCCCUGUUGUUGGCACUGAUCUGCCCCAUCCUGGACUCCCGGAACUGGUUUAGUUGAUUCUCAAUACUGCCAGAAAUUGACCAUUUCCUCGAUAACCUUAAGCAGGUGCAUCACGUGUUUACACCUUUCCCAAGAAAUCCCGAAAUUGUAAUACUGCCAUCACAAUGGAGCCAAAGGUCAACGAGGGCGGUCUGAAUGUUACUCUUACCAUCCGACUGCUCAUGCAUGGAAAGGAAGUUGGAAGCAUCAUUGGAAAGAAAGGUGAGACUGUGAAAAAGAUGCGUGAAGAGAGUGGUGCACGCAUUAACAUUUCUGAAGGAAAUUGUCCUGAGAGAAUUGUAACUAUCACAGGCCCAACUGAUGCAAUAUUCAAGGCAUUUGCAAUGAUUGCCUUUAAAUUUGAGGAGGACAUUGAUAAUUCAAUGACCAACAGUACAGCCACCAGUAAACCACCCGUGACCUUGCGGCUCGUUGUACCAGCCAGCCAGUGUGGAUCUCUGAUUGGAAAAGGAGGCUCCAAAAUCAAAGAAAUUCGUGAGUCGACAGGGGCUCAAGUCCAAGUGGCAGGGGAUAUGCUGCCUAAUUCCACUGAGCGAGCUGUUACAAUCUCCGGGAUGCCUGAUGCAAUCAUCCAAUGUGUGAAGCAAAUAUGUGUGGUGAUGCUGGAGGUAGAGUAUAAGUCCCCACCGAAAGGUGCCACCAUUCCCUACCGCCCAAAGCCCGCCUCUGCCCCCGUCAUUUUUGCAGGUGGCCAGGUAAGAGCAGAUCCCCUCUCGGCCUCCGCAGCCAACCUCAGCCUCUUACUGCAGCACCAGCCACUGCCUGCCUAUACAAUUCAGGGACAGUAUGCCAUUCCACACCCAGAUGAUGCUUGCCUCUUGUCGGCUGACUAUAAAUCGGCGUUGGCAUCAACAUUGUGGAGAGGUCCGCAGCUUGCUCACCCAUCCUCCCAGCUGAAGGAAUCUGCAUGGAGACCAGAGUCCUUGAGAGAAAAAAUGGAAUUAAAAAACUGUAAUGAAGAUUCAGGAAGCUGGGGUAUGGAUGCCAAUUCCCCAGCCAGUACUCAUGAACUCGCCAUUCCCAAUGAUCUGAUAGGGUGUAUAAUCGGCAGACAAGGCAGCAAAAUCAAUGAGAUCAGACAGAUGUCUGGGGCGCAGAUUAAAAUAGCUAAUGCAGCGGAAGGCUCAACGGAACGUCAGAUAACAAUUACCGGAUCCCCUGCCAACAUAAGCCUUGCACAGUACCUCAUUAAUGCAAGGUUAACAUCUGAAGUUUCCGGAAUGGGCCCUCUUUAAUUGUUUACGCAGCUCCCUCUGCUAACCAUGUCAUGUUGCCCACCUGCGAAAACCACAAGCAACCUGCUUCCACUCUGUUUGUAAAAUUUGUAUAUUACAGUUCUGCCUCAUAGAAAUAGUUAGAACGUUAAAUUUUAAGGAAUUAUUCUGGAGUUCUUUUCCAAAUUAAGUCCUCCUAACUAAACUCAACUUCCCCAUUGCUUCAUGUUUUAACGUAUGUUUUUUGUUUCAACAUUAACUUAAAUUAACAAUUGCUUGCAAAAAUGUAUUUGCAGACUCUUCUGUAUACCUUUUAGUUCAGUAAUUACUGGUAACGAUUGCAACCUUUUUAUAACAAAAAACGUGAUGUAAUCAAAUUAUUUAAUUCUAUCUGGAGGUAAUAAAGGAAGGUACAUGACUAGAUAUGUGAUGAAAUUCAAA
Messenger RNA from Amblyraja radiata (thorny skate), 2061 nucleotides. Its product is annotated as poly(rC)-binding protein 3. The transcript has 14 exons. Gene Ontology annotation, molecular function: RNA binding. The coding region runs from base 511 to 1641 and encodes 376 amino acids. NCBI's taxonomy places the organism in Eukaryota, Metazoa, Chordata, Chondrichthyes, Rajiformes, Rajidae. The record is from RefSeq and is a predicted model, not a curated record.